This is a messenger RNA of Leptopilina heterotoma, 1208 nucleotides long. RefSeq names its product putative glutathione-specific gamma-glutamylcyclotransferase 2. The transcript is spliced from 4 exons. The coding region runs from base 453 to 1100 and encodes 215 amino acids. The record is from RefSeq and is a predicted model, not a curated record. Gene Ontology annotation, molecular function: glutathione specific gamma-glutamylcyclotransferase activity; gamma-glutamylcyclotransferase activity. NCBI's taxonomy places the organism in Eukaryota, Metazoa, Arthropoda, Insecta, Hymenoptera, Figitidae. Gene Ontology annotation, biological process: glutathione catabolic process. Gene Ontology annotation, cellular component: cytoplasm.
AUGUCCUGAGAUGAUGUAAUGACAUGGCAGUCAAUAGUUAUAGCUGACAAUGACACAUCAUCAAGUGUGCAAAAACUAUCGAAAAAUUGUUAAAGAAUUUUUUAAGACUAUGUUUGAUUCAUUUAUUUGAUAUUUACACUAAACGAAAAGCAAUUGGUGAAAAGGGUUAUAUCGUUAAAAAUUGUAUUCGUUUUUAUAAAUACGAUAAAUUUAUAAAUAUUUUCCACCGGUAUUUGGUGUCAUUUAAACAUUUUAAAUCAUUAGAAUGAAGCAUGUGCGGGAAUUUCCUUUUUGUUUCCUAUUAAUGUGGAGUGAAAAUCAACAAGCAUCGAAGCUGUUAAUAAAUUUACGGUUGCAUCAGACUGUCAGAUUCUUUGAAGCUUUCGUUGACACAACGUCAGAAAAGUUCCGGAAUAACUUUAUUUUAGCAAAUUAACAAAAGAGAUUCAAGAAUGUGGGUUUUUGGCUAUGGAUCCUUAAUAUGGAAGGCUGAUUUUCCUUAUGAAAAGAAAAUUGUCGGAUACAUAAAAGGAUAUGUUCGUAGAUUUUAUCAAAAGAGUGUCGAUCACAGAGGAGUGCCGAAUAAGCCUGGUCGAGUGGUGACACUAAUGGCAUCAAGAGAUCCGGAAGACGAAGUGUGGGGUGUAGCUUACAAAAUUUCGAAAGACAAUAUCGAGCAUGUUGGUAAACAUUUGAAUUCACGUGAAAGUGGAUACGAGAGAAGGACUGUUUUAUUUAAUCCAUGUAAAACAGUAUCGACAAUGGAUGGGGAUUUAUUAAAUAGCAAUAUUACGACAAAUAUAUUAAUAACAAAAAAUUCAUCGACUGUUACUUUAUCGGAGACAGAUGAAUUGCCUUUCCAUGUUACAGUUUACAUAAGCAGAGAAGAUAGUCCCCUAUUUACGGGGACAGAAGAUUUAAAUACAAUUGCAAAUCAUAUAUUAGAAUGCUGUGGUCCAAGUGGACCAAAUAUAGAAUAUUUGUACAAAUUAGCAGCUGCGAUGCGACUUAUUGCUCCAACAAUAAAUGAUGAGCAUUUGUAUUCACUCGAAGAGGCGGUGAAAAAGUUAGAAGUGGAGAAACAGUAUUAUACUAGCUAGUAAAUUUUUCAAUAUAUAUUUAAUAACAAAUCUCUAAAGUAAUAUAAAAAUUGAUUAUCUAAUUAUUUCAUCUGUUUUCCAAAUACAACAAUUUUUUAUAUUUAAAAA